AUGUUUAAAGUAAUUAUAUUUGCUAUUGUAUGUUUGGCCAUUGUUAAUGGUAAUAUACAAGAUGAUAUCAAAGAUCAUUUAUCAGAUGCAUUACAUGAAGGAGAAAAAGUUAAAGAAAAAGUAGUUAAUGUUGUUCGAGAAGGUGCUGCUCAUGCUAAAGUUGCUGCUGAUUCAGCUGCUGAUACCAUCAGUGAAAACGUAGAUGUAUUAAAAGAUAAAGCUGCUGAAACACUUAAAGCUGGUCAACAUGCAGCUGAAAAUGUUCGAGAAGCUGCUGGUAAAAAAGUUGAUGAAGCUGUGAAAGCUGGUCAUCAUGCAGCUGAACAUGCUAAAGAAGCUGCUGGCAAAAAACUUGAUGAAGCUAUGAAAACUGGUGAAGAACUUAAAAAGAAAGCUAGUGGUAGUGUUGAAGAUUUACGAGAAGCAGCCGGUGAAACUGCUAAAGCAGCUAAAAAGGCAGCUGAAAAUGUAGCUGAACAAGCUGGAAAACAAGGUGAAAAACUCAAACGUCAAGCAAGUGACACUAGUGACAAAAUUAAAUCAGCUGCUAAGAAUGCUAAAAAACAAGUUGAUAAACAAAGUGAAGGUCUUGGUGACAAACUUUUCAGCAUUCUUAAUGAUGUUAAAAAUUCAAUUUUUGAAACACUUGGAUUAGCAUCAAAAGCUGCUGCUGAUGUUACUGAUCAAGCAAAAUCAAAAUUUGAUGAAGUUUCGGGUAAAGCUAAAAAACAAGCUGAAAAAGCUAAGAAGAAAGUCAAAGAAACAGUUGAUCUUUAA
Molecule: messenger RNA, 777 nt
Organism: Adineta steineri
Lineage: Eukaryota; Metazoa; Rotifera; Eurotatoria; Adinetida; Adinetidae
Source: the annotation of a GenBank genome assembly